Molecule: messenger RNA, 10204 nt
Organism: Sinocyclocheilus rhinocerous
Lineage: Eukaryota; Metazoa; Chordata; Actinopteri; Cypriniformes; Cyprinidae
Product: A-kinase anchor protein 9-like
Biological process (GO): signal transduction
Molecular function (GO): molecular adaptor activity
Source: RefSeq, a predicted model, not a curated record
GCGCCGCGAGUCUCGUGUGUUUACGUGGAGAAACAUGGCGGCGACGGUGUCAGCUAAACCACUGAAGUAAAACACUGAAGAAAUCCCACAGAUUUACCGUCUGAGCACAUGUCAGCGCCCCGCGUUUAGCGCCAGGCGUGCGGCGCUUUUCUGACGCGCGUCUCUCCGUGUUUAAGCCGCAGGAACCGCGGAGACGAUGGAAGACGAGGAGCGACAGAAGAAACUACAGGCCGGCAAAGCCAAGCUGGCCGAGUACCGGCAGAGGAAAGCUCAAUCUGAUGGCCAGAAGAAGCAGAAGAAGAAGAAAAAGAAGCCGGAAUCGGACGCGGAGGAGCAGACCGCCGUGUUUUCCCUCCGGAGCGGAGAAACCGUCACACAUGACCAGACCUACACCAUUGAGCCCGAGAGUGAAGUCUCGACGACGGCUGAAGACUGUUCAUCUGAGGUAAAUGGUUUCCACGAGAGGACAGAGAGUGAUCUUGUGAUCGGGGAGGAAGAUCUGCAGCCGUCCGAAGCGCACAUGGAGCCUCAGAGCCGCAUACAAAACAUGGAGGACGAGCUCGCCGCUAAGAACAUGGCCAUGGAGGAGCUGAGCCGUGAGCUGGAGGAGAUCAGGGCCGCGUUUGGAGCUGAAGGAGUGCAGCAGCUGCAGGACUUCGAGGAAGCGCUGAAACAGAGGGAUGAAAUCAUCACGCAGCUCACCUCUAAUCUGCAGCAGGCGCGAACCGAGAAGGAGGAGGUGAUGAGGGAGUUCCUGGAGCUGACGGAGCAAAGCCAGAAACUCCAGAUUCAGUUCCAACAGCUGCAGGCCGGUGAGAUACUGCGGAGCUCCAACAUCAGCUCCACCGCCGCAGAUCUGCUCCAGGCCCGUCAGCAGAUCACGCUGUACCAGCAACAGCUGGACGAGAGGGACGCACAGGUCAGAGGUCACCAGGAGAAGACGCAGGAGCAGCUCCUAUUGAUCGCGCAGCUUCAGGAGAGUCUGAGUGAAGCCACGAGGGUCCGCACACAAGCUGAAGAAUCGUUUGCUCAGAGUUUACGAGAAAAGGACUUGCUGAAUACCGAACAUCAGCGUCUAAUAACACAGCUUCAGGAUCAGCUUCUGACUUCCAAACAGCAAGUGGAGGAAAUCAACAAACAUCUGUCUGCGCAAACCCAAGAACUAGACAGCUGCGAAAAAGAGCUCUCCGCGUCCAAACAGAAAGAGCGCAUGUCGUCCGGAGAAAUCCUGCAGCUCAUGAAAACCGUCGAGGACCUCCAGCAGCGCUGCCACCAGGGAGGCCAGUCGGAGAGCGAGACGCUCCGGAGAAUCGAGGACGACUGGAGCCGACGGAUGGAGCAGCUGCGAGCCGAACUGGAUGAAAUGUACGGUCAGCAGAUCGUGCAGAUGAAGCAGGAGCUUCGCACGCAACACGCGACGGAGGUGGAGCGAAUCCGAGCGCAGCAUUACUCGGAAACCGAGAAGAUCGUCCGACAGCAUCAGUCAGAGCUGGAGAGGUUUAAAGCUCAGCUGUUUCAGAGCGCCGGAGGCGUCAACGUGCUAAACGUGAAGCUCAUCGAGCUCCAGCAGAAGCUGCAGGAGACGCAAGUGCUGCGCGAAAAGGCGGAGCAGGAGCUAACGCAGGCGAGCGCAGAAAAACUCGGCCUGGCGCAGGAGGUGGAGCGUUUGCGCGACGAGCUGCAAAUAGCGGAAAUACAGAGCCCAGAGAAAAUGCAACACGCUAUUAGCGACCUGCGGGCGCAGCUCGAUUUGGCGCACAAAGCCAACGGCGAACUAGAAGCCAAGCACGAAUCAGAAAUCACCAACUAUAAGAUCAAACUCGACAUGCUGCAGCGGGAGAAAGACGCGGUGCUAGACCGCAUGGCCGAAUCGCAGGAGUCGGAGCUGGAACGCCUGCGAACGCAGCUCUUGUUUAGCCACGAGGAGGAGCUCUCCCGACUUCGCGACGACCUCCAACGGGAAAGCCAGCUGAAUGUGGAGAACCUGCGCGACGAGAUGGGCGUGAGGCACCGUGAGGCUUUGGACGAUUUUGAGGGUAAGCUGCGGUCGGUGGAGAGCGAGAGAGCGGCGUUAGCUUCGGAGAGACUCGCGCUGCUCGAGGAGAUCGUUGCGUUGAAAAACGACAUGAAUCGGGCGACGGAAAGCGAGGAGCUGCAGGCGGAAGUCGAGCGCUUGAGAGCGGAAAGCGAAGAAACACAGUCGCACGCAGCCGCGAGGAAUGAGCUGUCAACAGAGCACGGAAAAAUCCACCGCCUUUCCUCGGAAAACGAGGAAAUGUGUGCGCGACUGAAAGACCUACAGGAUGAGAUCGAGAAGCAGAGAAACACGUUCUCCUUCGCUGAGAGGAACUUCGAGGUGAACUACCAGGAGCUGAAGGACGAGUACAUGUGCCUGGUGAACGCUAAGCUACAGCUAGAGCAGCGCUUGGAAUACGAGACGAAGCUCCGAGAUCUACACACGAGACACGAGGAGGUGGAUGGGAAGACACUGAUGGAGAAAGACACCACCGAGCUGAUGGAGAAGCUGGAGACGGCCGAGAACGAGAAGAGGCGCUUGGGAGAGCGGCUCUCGCUGAUGGAAGCGGAGCUGGAGACGCUGAAGCGAGGCAGAGAUGAAGAGCUGGGAUCUGACCGCAGCGUCGCUGGUGGGCUGUGCUCUGUGGAGAAGACGCAUCACGCGCACAUCACAUCUUCACGGGAGGAGCUGGAUGCUCUUCGCUCGUCCCUGCCGUACAAAGACCCCUCGUCUCCGACAGCAGCGCAGGAGAGGAGGGAGAGAGAGACGCAUGCGAGGACUUCACACACACACACAGCGGCGCGUGAGGAGCAGCUUUCAGCGUCGCAGGUGGAGACGGGAGACGCUCCGGCCGAUGGAGACGCUGUCAGAGCCUCGCUCAUGAUGCAGCCGCGGGAAAUGGACGGCGCUGAGCAUGAGGAGUGUCGUCUGCAGCUGGAGGCUCAGCGCAUCAGUCUGUCUCAGAUCCACGCCGCUCAGCUGGAGCUGCUCCGAGAGAGUCUGUGUGCGCAGACGCAGGAGGAGAGGAGGAGAGAGAACGGUCAUCCCGCAGAGCUCAUGGCAGAGUCUGAGGAGUGCUCAGCGCGUCUGGAGAUCGAGCGGCUGAAGAGCGACUAUCAGCAGCAGAUGGAGGAGACGCAGGAGCGCUUCACGGCCGAGGUCCUCCUGCUGCAGAGGAGACUCCAGGAGCUCACAGGAGCCGGCGAGAUCUUCAGCAUGCCGAGCGUCUGUCCGCCGCUGACGAGAGACGAGCGCCGUGAACAUCUUCAGGAGGAGAGACUGAGAGACGCGUGUCCUCCGGAGGAGCCCCAUCUCAGACGCCUGGAGGAGGAGAUCGCCAAGGUGAUCGUGCAGAUGUCGGUUGAGUUCGCCCAGCAGACAGAAGAGGCCCGGAUCAGCAAACAGGCCCGCGAGACGACCACCGGCACACAGACGGAUGACAGCGAGGAUGAGGAGGACCGACUGAACUCUGUGAGCCUGAUGAAGUCUCCUGAAGAAGAGCAGACCUUCAUCACUGAACACACAACACAAGAGGAGGAGGAUGAUGAUGAUGAAGAGCACUUGCGCUCUGAGCUGGUCCCGCAGGAGGAGGCUCUCAGAUCGUCACACACACUUCAGCUGGAGGCGUAUCAGGGGCAGAACACACUCCUGACGGCUCAGAUACACACACUCACCCAGCAGCUCCUGCAGACUGAGCUGGAGCUGCAGCAGAUGAAGGAGAGACGAGACGAGACCGAGAGACGGAGAGAUGAACACCUGCUUCCCAGCAUGCAAAGCUGCAGCACACAGACAGAGCAGACGAGAGAGGAAGAGGAGGAGGAGGAGGGCAGAGGUCAGGGAAGAGCCGUGACAUCGGACCCAGAGCUCUCGUCUGAUGUCGUCACCACAGAGAGGGAUGUGCUGCGUCAGGCGAACGCUCGUCUGCGUCAGGCACUGAUCGAUGUGCUGAAGACGACGGCGGCGGCGGAGGAGACCAUCGGCCGUCAUGUGCAGGGCAUCCUGGAGGCAUCCAGCGUGAAAGCAUCAGACGCGUCCUCGGAGAGCUUUCUCAGCAGAGAGACGGCUGCUGAUGACCUCAGCCUGUUUUCAGCAGAGACCGAGAGCGACGGAGGGCUGGAGCUCUUGCUGAAGAUCCAGGGGGCGGGGCUACAGCUGCAGGGGGCGGAGCUCCCGCCGGAGAGGGAGGAGCUUCUGCUGAGCAUCAGCACACGACUGCAGAGCGCCAUCGAGAAGCUGCUCAUCGCCAUCACUGAGACCAGCACUCAGCUGGAGCAUGCGCGGAUCACACAGACGGAGCUGAUGAGGGAGAAGUUCAGACACAAUGAGGAGAUGGAGGAGCUGCAGCGCAGACAGGAGGAGCUGCAGGAGUGUCUGGGAGAAGAGGAGCGAGCUCGGGAGCAGCUGGCACUGGAGCUGCACAAAGCUGAAGGUUUGAUUGACGGCUACACCGGCGAGCGUCUGGCGCUGGAGCAGCAGAUCGGUGAGCGCGCCGAGCUGCAGCUGCAUCUGGAGCAGGAGCUGUGUGUGACCGCUAGCCGUCUGCGUGAACUCGAGCAGGAGCGCCAGCAGAUUCACCACGAGCACGAGCUGCUGUCGCGCCAGCAGGACGCCAUGAGAGAAGGGGCGGGGCCUCGAGAGCUGCACCUGCUGGAGGAGACGGAGAAGCUGAUGGCGGAGAAGGUGGAGGUGCAGCGUCAGGCGCAGAAGGAGAGCGGCGAGCUGCUGAAGCAGGUGAAGCAGCUGGAGGCGGAGCUGGAGGAGCAGGUGAGCCGUCUGCAGGAGCUGCAGGAGAUGCACAGCGCCGAGACGGCAGACCUGCGGCAGCAGAUACAGGCCUUAGAGAAGCAGCUGGAGAAGAACCGCAAGUUCAUGGACGAGCAGGCAGCGGACAGGGAACACGAGCGAGACGUCUUUCAGCAGGAGAUUCACAACCUGGAGCAGCAGCUGAAGAAUCCCGCCAAAACACAGACAGGAAGUGACCGGCGGGACAGAGAGGUGCAGGAGCUGAGCGCGGCGCUGCAGGAGAAGGCAGACUGGUGCAGUGAGAUGCUGCUGAGCUCGGAGCAGCUGCAGAGAGAUGUGUGUGAGAGAGACGAGGAGAUCGAGACGCUGGGAGCACGCCUGAGGGAGCUGGAGCACACGCUCAUCACAGGGUCAGUGUGUGUUUCUGCUCGUGACGCAGAGCUAAUGCUGCUCGCUGAGAGAGAGCGAGAAAGAGGUACUUCCUGUCACCUUACACAUUCCAGCAACUCCAACAGAACUGAGAUGGUGAAUCUGGAGGAGCAGCUGGAGCAGUUUCGAGAGGAUCUGGAGAACAAGAGCGAGGAGAUGAAUCAGCUCCACAUGCAGCUGGAAAUCCAGAGGAAGGAGAUCAGCAGCCAUCAGCAGGAUCAGGCCCGGCUCGCACAGGUCUUGGAGGAGAAGGACAGGCAGAUAGCCGUCCUUAACGAGCAGCUCGCUAAGCGUCAGCGCGCGGGAACAGACCCUGAGAAAGAGGUACAGGCGCAGGUGGAGGAGAAGGACGAGGUUCUGCGUGAGCUGGAGGCGCAGGUGGAGUGUCUGCGGAGCGAGCAGGAGCGUCUGAGGAGGAACAGCGAGGAGGAGGUGGAGCAGCUCAACGCCGUCAUCGAGAAGCUCCAGCAGGAGCUGUCGCACAUCGAGCACAAGCAGCCGCAGGACGAGAGCGAUGAGAUGAAGCAGAGGAUGGAGGAGGCUCUGCGGGAGAAGACGGCUGCGCUCGUGGUGCUGCAGGCCCAGGUGCAGGCGCUGGAGGAGAGCGCAGGGUCACGGGUCACGAGCUUGAGUCGGCGGGUGGAGGAGCUGGAGACCAGCGUGGAGGAGAAGGACUCGGAACUGUGCGCGUGCAGGUUGAAGGUGGAACAAGUGCAAAGGGACGCCGACGCUCUGUAUGCUGAAGUGGCUCAGCUGGAGGAGAAACUCAGGGAGAAUGUGGCCGCUGUUCUGGUCAGUCAAGCACAACUGGAAGCCAUCCAGACGCAAACCAAAGAGCUCCGCGCUGAGGCCCACGCAGGAGAAGCCAUGGGCCUCAGCGCGCAGCUGCGGUCGGAGGGCCUCACGGCGCAGGAUGGAGCCUCCACAGGGAAGACGAGUCUGCUGACGGAGAAGCUGAAGGAGUUGGAGGAGGGUCUGAGCGGGAUGCAGAAGGACCAGGAGCUGCAGAAGCAGCUGUUGAGCAGCUCUGAGGAGGAGGUGAUGGAGUACGAGAGGAGGUUAGCCGUGAUGAUCGACCUACUGAACCAAAUGAGAACCAGACCAACCCAUCACAGACUGUCGCCGCCAGCUGAGGCGUCAGGUGAGGCCGGUCAGUCGCUGUCAGAGCUGCUGCAGGAGGUCAAAGGUCAAGCUGCGUCCACUAAAGAGGAGCUGAACUGCUACAGAGAUCUGAGCCACAAGCUUCAGGAGGAGAUCGAGAUGAAGGAGAGCACGAUCACUCGGCUCCAGACGGCCCUCAAUCAGGUCUCCGCGAGCACGCGUGAAGAAGAUGCUGCCGAGACGGCUCAACGCCUCCAGGAGGUCAGAGGUCAAGCGAGCUGCAGGGAUCAGAGCGCCAGACUGCAGACGUCACAGGAGGGCGAUCAGUCCACGGCGGAGCUGCUGCAGGAGCUGCAGGAGGUCAAAGGUCAAGCGGCCGUCACCAAAGAAGAGCUGAGGAGCUUCCGGGAGGAGAUCGAGCUCAGAGACGCGUCCAUCGCUGAGCUGAAGGUCAAAGUUCAGGAGCUGCAGACCGCUUUGGCCAAAUCCAGCGAGGAGCCGUCCCAGCCUAAAAUGAAAGGAGAGCAUCAUGGGAUGGACAGAAGCACAAGAAAAGACCACAGGAGCUCCUCAGAGCAGUCGGAGAGCUCCUCGCUGCAGGAGGUGAUGCUGGGAUACGAGGAGAAGAUCGCACAGAUGCAGGAGCUGCAUGCGGCUGAGAUCCUAGACAUGGAGGCCAGACACAUCUCUGAGAGCGAGAGCCUGAGGAGAGACAGCCAGCGGCUGGAGGACGAGUGCCGAGCGCUGAGAGACGCCAUCCACACGCUCCGGAGCUCACAGGCUCCGUCAGUGAGGUCUGAACAUCCAGCGGUCUCGCCGUUUAAAGAUGGAUACGCCAGUGACAGCGGUUCAGACGGGAGUCACCUGCAGCAGGAGAAGCGCAGCACACCUGAAGGAGCGCGCCGAGACGCGGAGCCAGACCUUCUGCCCGACAGGAUCAAGAGCCUGCUGCGUGAGGUGCAUCAGGAGGGCAUGCAGGUGCUGUCUCUCUCCGAGCUGCCGCUGUCUGAAGCGGAUCGAGCUCCUCAGAGCUGGAGCAACGAGAGAGACGCCUUCAUCAACACCGUCGAGUCCCUCCAGCUCCUCGUCAGCGCGCUGCAGACGGACACACAGCUGGAUGGCGACUGGCGAGCGGAGCUGCUUUCAGCUGUUCAGCAGGUGUUUGUUCAGGAGCGAGACGUGCUAAAAAACAUUUUAUACUCUCAUCUGGAGCGACUGGACACGGCUGACGCUGUCAUUCAUCUCAACCAGCUGGAGAGAGCGCUAGCGGAGCAGGACGCGCGGCAAAGGGAGUUGAUGGGAGCGCUGUGUGCCAUGGACAGAAACAGCCUGCGCUCCGAGAUCCAGCAGCUCAGAGAUCAGCUCCACACGCUCACAGCGGAGCAAACACAGCGCCACCAUCAGGACAGCGCCGGAACGGAGAGCGAGAGGCAGGUUGAAGCGAUGCCGGUCGAAUCCGGCUCUGAUAGACUGGAGGAGAUGAAGACUGAACUCAACCAGACUAAACUAGAGCUAGAGAGCGCUCUAAAAUCACAGCACAAACACCUGAAGGAGCUCGACACACUCAGGGCUGAGGUCUCCCUGAAGGCCGCAGAGGUCGACACACUGAACGACAGACUGGCACACGAGCAGAAGAGAGCCAGAGAGCUGCAGUGGGCUUUCGAGAAGGAGAAACGCAAGUCUGACAGGAAGGAGGAGACCGAGAGAGAAGAAGUGGAGGAUCUUAAGCUGUCUCUGGAGGAGCUGUCGAGCGCUCUGGAGAAAGAGAGACAGGUUUCAGCUCGGCUCAGAGAGCAGGCGCAGGAGCUCAGCGUCUCCUCACAGCUGCAGGUGGAAGCCGACGUGGUUUCUGUGGAGUCUCUCCUGCAGACGCAGCUGGCCGAGAAGCAGACGCAGGUGCUGCAGAUGACGGAGGAGCUGGAGAGACACAAGCUGGAGCGCAAACGACAGCGGGACGAGGAGAAUGCACUGCGGGCGACACGCGCCGGCCUGGAGAGACGGGCGAGCGAGCUGCAGACGGAGCUGGAGAGAGAGAGAGACAGCGUCAGGAGGCUGGAGAGAGAGAGAGACAGACUGCAGGAGACCGUGAGACAGCUGGAGGACAGCAACCAGAGCGCCGGAUCAGAGGAUCGAACCCGGGACUGGGUGUUGCGGACGGGAGACGCGCUGCGUGAGGGUCAGAGGUCAGAGCCCAAACACAUGGACAGCAUCCUCAGCAGACUGCAACUCAUCGCCGCCAAGAUCAACAGCCUGACCAGCGAAAGCCCAGACAGGUUAUCUGGACAAGCGCCGGACCGGGACAGUCUAGCAUGGCUGCACAGUAAUGUACAGGAUGUGAUGUCACUGUUACAGCAUAUCCCAUCAGCCCCUUCUGCUCUCCCGGAGAGCGCCGCGCUGCUGGCAGGAGGAUCGUCCAGUCUGCUGAAUGAGCGUUUACUCAGACAGAACGCAGAGCUCACGGGAUUCGUUAGCCGACUGACGGAAGAGAAGAACAACCUGCGAAACCAGUUACUGAAGCUGGAGGAGGAGCUGCGCAGAUACAGACAGAAGAAAACCACCUCAGAGAGCAGUUGGAUCGGGGCUGGCGUGGAGCGUCAGGAGCUGGUGGUGUUUUCUAGCGAGCGUGACUCGUGGGCUCAGGAGAGGAAUCGUUUGGAGAAGUCUCUCCGUCAGGCCGAGGCAGAACUGAGCCGUCUGAGAGCAGAGAUUAUUCGCUCCGAAGCGCUGCGGGAUCUGACCGCAGCCGAUCUGGACAACACGGCCCUCAGGAGGAUGUAUGGGAAAUACCUGCGUGCCGAGAGCUUCCGGAAGGCUCUGAUCUAUCAGAAAAAGUAUCUUCUGCUGCUGCUGGGAGGAUUUCAGGAGUGUGAGGAGGCCACGCUGUCUCUGAUCGGCCGGAUGGGCGGCUUCCCUGCACACACCUGUCUGGAGUCUGUGAGCCGUCAGCGCAGGGGCUUCACACGCUUCAGAUCGGCCGCGCGCGUCUCCAUCGCCCUCUCCAGGAUGAGGUUUCUGGUGAAGCGAUGGCAGAGAGCAGCUGGAGGAAGUGACACAUCUCAGAUUGUCAACAGAAACGGCCUCGCUCAGAUCACAGGUGCGGAUGUGAGGAACGAGUCGUCGUAUCUUCACCCUUGCGGUGUGGAGGCGUUCAGAGAGAGACGAGCGAGCAGCCGCGGACGCACGGGACGAGACUCUCCUCGCUCCGCUGCAUCGCUCCAGCACAGGUUUCACUCGGCGGCCGGUGACGGCGGAGGUUUGCCGUGUUCACACCUGCAGAACUACGACCCCGACCGCGCUCUCACCGACUACAUCUCUCGUCUGGAGGCUCUGCAGAGACGUCUGGGGAGUGUGCAGUCAGGUUCCUCUUCGUACGCUCAGUUGCACUUUGGAGUCAGAAGAUGAAGGUCUUCAUUUACAUUGAAACUGGCUUGAAGAAACGCAGUUGCCUUCUCCUGUGCUGAGCUGCUGUGCUUUUGUGUUCUGAUGAUAAACCUGUACAAUUCUGUGGGACCAAAACCACGUUUGUUUGUUUUGUGUUUGUGUGAAUCAUCUUAUAAUCGAGCUUCCGUUGAAACCGCUUCAACGUCUGUGCAUUAGUUCUACCUUAUUUGUUGUUAAAGCAAAGCAAUCAUGUUACUGUGUAUUUGUGGAAUGCUAAUUUAAGUUGAUUAAUUUAAGAGGUGUUGAGAGAGUUUGCUGCUGCGCUGAGCCACGCUGUACUCGUCACAAACACUAAUUAAACGAAGGCCAAACGAGCCUCGUUAAGGCUUUCCGAGCUUAUCAGAUACUCUACACUGUGUUUUAUUCGCUCGCAGGACAUUUGUAGAAGACAUAUUUUUGUAAAGGUAGGAGCUUCGGAUUUUAUGGAUAUUUUGUCAAAACUGAAAUAAAAAUUAAUAUAAUAUUUGAAAACUG